This is a messenger RNA of Xiphophorus hellerii (green swordtail), 2553 nucleotides long. Its product is annotated as tripartite motif-containing protein 16-like. The coding region runs from base 61 to 1719 and encodes 552 amino acids. Gene Ontology annotation, molecular function: zinc ion binding; protein binding. Lineage: Eukaryota; Metazoa; Chordata; Actinopteri; Cyprinodontiformes; Poeciliidae. The transcript has a single exon. The record is from RefSeq and is a predicted model, not a curated record.
GAACUUAAACUAGUUCCUAUUCUGAGGAAGAGAAACUCAAAGUCGUUACUGAGAGCAGAAAUGGCUCAGAGAGGAGUUCAGCAGGAGAAAAUCUCUUGUUCCAUCUGUUUGGAUUUAUUGAAGGAUCAGGUGACUAUUCCCUGUGGACACAGUUACUGUAUGAACUGUAUUAAAAGCCACUGGGAUGGAGAAGAUCAGAGGAGAAAAUACAGCUGCCCUCAAUGCAGGAAAGAGUUCAUACCGAGACCUGUCCUGGAGAAAAACAUCAUGUUAGCAGAGUUGGUGAUGGAUCUAAAGAAGACUAAGCGCAAAGCCGUUCCACCUGAUCACUGCUAUGCUGGAUCUGAAGAUGUGGCCUGUGAUGUCUGCACUGGGAGGAAAAGGAAAGCUUCCAAGUCCUGUUUAUCCUGUCCAGCUUCCUACUGUGAGGAUCACCUCCAACCUCACCAUGAUGCUCCACCAUUAAAAAAGCACAAGCUGGUGAGCCCGUCUAAGAACCUCCAGCAGAACAUCUGCUCUCGUCAUGAUGAGGUGAUGAAGAUCUUCUGUCGUACUGAUCAGCAGUGUAUCUGUUAUCUCUGCACUAUGGAUGAACAUAAAGGCCAUGAAACAGUCCCAGCUGCAGCAGAAAGAGCUGAGAAGCAGAAGAAGCUCCAGGAGAGUCGACAACAAAUCCAUCAGAGAAUCCAGGACCAAGAGAAAGAUGUGAAGCUGCUUCAACAGGAGGUGGAGGCCAUCAAUGUCUCUGCUGAUAAAGCAGUGGAGGACAGUGAGAAGAUCUUCACCCAGCUGAUCCGUCUCCUCCAGAAAAGAAGCUCUAAUGUGAAGCAGCAGAUCAGAUCCCAGCAGGAAACUGAAGUGAGUCGAGUCAAAGAUGUUCAGGAGAAGCUGGAGCAGGAGAUCACUGAGCUGAAGAGGAAAGACGCUGAGCUGGAGCAGCUCUCACACACAGAGGAUCACAACCAGUUUCUCCUCAACUACCCCUCACUGCCAGCACUCAGUGAGUCUACACACUCAUCCAGCAUCAACAUCCGUCCUCUGAGACACUUUGAGGACGUGGCAGCAGCUGUGUCAGAGCUCAGAGACAAACUACAGAAAAUCCUGAUAGACACAUGGAGAAAAAUUUCACUGAGAGUCACAAAGUUGGAUGUUGUACUGCCAGAACCAAAGACCCGAGUUGAGUUCUUAAGGUGUUUACAAAAAAUCACUCUGGAUGCAAAUACAGCAAGUAGAUUUCUGUUAUUACCUGAGGGGAACAGAAAAGUAACAAGAAUGAACCAACAAGUGUUUUAUCCUGAUCAUCCAGAGAGAUUCACUUUUUGGCCUCAGAUCCUGAGCAGAGAGAGUCUGACUGGACGCUGUUACUGGGAGGUGGAGUGGAAAGGAGGAGGAGUUAAUAUUGCAGUUUCAAACAAGAACAUCAGCAGAUCAGGAAGAUCAAAUGGAUGCUUAUUUGGGUUCAAUGACAAAUCUUGGUCGCUGCGCUGUGACACAAGUAGUUGUACAUUUUGGCACGACAAAAGACAAACUCCAGUACCAGGUCCAGUUUCCUCCAGAAUAGGAGUGUACCUGGAUCACAGAGCAGGUAUUCUGUGUUUCUACAGCGUCUCUAAAACCAUGACUCUCCUCCACAGAGUCCAGACCAGAUUCACUCAGCCUCUGUAUGCUGGGAUUAGACUUUCUGAAGGAUCCUCUGCUGAGUUUGUUAAACCUAAAUAGUCAGCAGUGAUCUGAGGUCCAGUUGGUUAAAAUGUGUAUUUUAGUUUCAGUUUUUCAGUCUCCACCCAGCUGUCGUUAUGGAGCUACUUUGCGUGUUUGUUGACAUCCAUUCAUUUUUAGAGACUGCCCCAGGGCAAUUAUGGCUACGUAAUUUGACACCAUCUGUUUCUGAGAGACUGAAUCCAAUGUGAUGUUUUCCAGAUUUGAUAAAGUGGUGUAUAAGAACAGGCCAUUUAACUUUUCUGUCCAGGCCUGUGUCAUUAAUUUACUUGUUAAGAUGAUUCUGUUGAACCACAUUUCAAAAGCAAUGUCUGAUUUUCAUUGGUUAAUUUGCAUUCCUUUUUUCAUGUAUUAUUACUUAUUAUUUCACUGACCAUUGUGAUUGUGAUUGUCAUUAACAACAAUUGUGUCCAGAUGUGUAUUAGGAAAAACAAAACAACCUCCAAAGAAAACUAAUUACAUCAUGAAAUACACCCACAAAACCAAACUCAUGACUUUCAACUGCAUGACAAUAGAUGUUGCCGUGUUAAAACAUAUCCCUAAUUUUCUGAUGACUGCUUGUCUUUUAAGAAGCAGCAAAAAUUAUAAACUUUGUAGCACUUUUGUAAAUAAUUCAUGUUAUAACACGAAUUAAUGCUUUUCUUAAGUUGAUUUUUAUACUUUAACACACAAGAAGUGACUCACUAUUUGUAUUUUUCUUGAGCUGGAGGAAACUGAUGAAAAAGAACAGGACAACUAGAUGAGUACUAUGUAAAAUCAGAUAUUAUCCUUUUUAUUUUGAACACAGACUUUCUCCUAAAAUGUUUUAUUUUGCAAUAAAGAAAUGUGAGCCUU